AUGAUUCCCAAUCUUACAUUACUGCUCGCCUACGCGGCGGCCUUUUCCUCAGCCAGCCCCAUCCAGCGCCGGGCCGUGACUGAGCUGAACGAAGAGGCCACCAAGGAAGCCCAGCAGCGCGACGGCACCGCCACUCGUGCCUUCUCCAACAUCCAGAUCCGAACCGCCGAUGGGAGGUGUCUCUUCGUCGACAAGCUCUCCGGCGACUUCCGCGCCAACCUGACGCCGAUCCAGGUCGCGCAGUGCGGGACCAAGGACGGCGAGGGAUGGGACGUCGUUACUGCUGGAAAGCACAACGACCAAGCUGGGUCGGCGCUCAUUGUGAGCAGCCUGACACAAGCUUGCUUCAACUUUGACCCCCGCCGACAGGCCGGGAACCAGGUCCUGCUCUUCUCUUGCGGAGGACGCGCGGAUGGCGGAGGCGGAGUGACGACUUCGCAGCUGUUCGAGUUCAACGGCGGCGGAGGUUCGAUAGAAUUCAAGCCUAAGAACGAGCAGGGGAAGUGUUUUACAGUCAAGGGAGACGUUGUGGAUGUGGCGGAUUGCAACACGGCCGACCAGAACCAGACUUUUGCUUUUGGAGACCCGGCCGGUGGCAAUGGGAACGGGGGCGAGAACGGUGCUCAGAAGCCUGAGCUGACAACCGCAGCGCCUGCAGCCACCGAUAUUCCUAAUGUCCCGGGUGGAUGUGGCGGUGAGGAUGUGACCAUCACCAUGACUGUUACGGCUACCGCCGACCGUGGCCAGGGCAACGGCGAGUUGCCUCUGGCUACUUUACAACCCGUGGUUUCAUCUCCUGUUGCUAAUGUGCCUGCUACUUCGUCUGCGCCGGCUGCCGGAAACGGUGGUGGUAACGGCGGCGGAAACGGCAACGGCAACGGCAACCUUCCCGCCGCAAACCCCACUACUCCCGUCCCCGUCUCCCGGGCCGGCGGCACUCUCAACCCGACCGCAGCGGCAGAAGCACACGCCUUUGACGACACAGCCACUCGCGAGUUCACAAAGGUCGCCAUCCGCGCGGCCAACGGUCAGUGUCUGUCGGUUAACCCCACGGCGGGCGACUUCCGCCAGAAUCUAAUUCCCGUGGCGCUGGCCGAGUGCAACGGCACGCCCAACCAGCAGUGGGACAUCGUGACAAAGGGGAAGCACAACGAUGGAAAGGAUGGGGCAGCGCUGGUUGUAAGCAGCUUGAUGAACGGAUGCGUCAGCACCGACGGGCGCAGGGCUGAUGGCGAUACCGUCACGAUGUUCUCGUGCGGUGGCCGCGCUGCCGGCGAGGGACUGACCAACACUGGCCAGCUGGUCAAGAUCCAGGGAAAUAACUUUGUUUGGACCCCUGUGAAUGACAAGGCUACUUGUGUUGUUCCUGGAAACGAGGGACGGCUUGUUACGGCGGCGUGUAGGGGGGAUAAUAGCGAGAGCUAUACCAUUAUUUCGUAG
Messenger RNA from Colletotrichum truncatum, 1440 nucleotides. The record is from RefSeq and is a predicted model, not a curated record. Lineage: Eukaryota; Fungi; Ascomycota; Sordariomycetes; Glomerellales; Glomerellaceae.